Molecule: messenger RNA, 3122 nt
Organism: Westerdykella ornata
Lineage: Eukaryota; Fungi; Ascomycota; Dothideomycetes; Pleosporales; Sporormiaceae
Product: FTHFS-domain-containing protein
Exons: 3
Coding region: 232-2895 (887 amino acids)
Biological process (GO): tetrahydrofolate interconversion
Cellular component (GO): cytosol
Molecular function (GO): methylenetetrahydrofolate dehydrogenase (NADP+) activity; methenyltetrahydrofolate cyclohydrolase activity; ATP binding
Source: RefSeq, a predicted model, not a curated record
UCCUCAUGACGGCGACCAAGAUUGAUGGCACUGCCAUCGCCCGCAGCAUCCGCGAGCGUCUGGGGGCUCAGAUCAAGCAGCGCCAGGAGACAAAUCCUCGCUAUCGCCCGUCAUUGAGGAUCGUGCAGGUGGGCGACAGGUCCGAUUCGAGUAUGUAAAACAGUCGAUCGUCCAGUCGCCAGUCUUUGGGCCGCUGCAGUCUUUGACAACCCUGCAGGUACCUAUGUGCGCAUGAAGCUCAAGGCCGCUCAUGAGGCCAACAUCGACUGCGAGCUCCUCCAUCUCCCCGAGGACGUGUCCGAGGCCGAGCUGCUCCAGAAAAUCGACUCCUUCAACAACAACCCCGACGUCCAUGGCAUUCUCGUCCAGCUACCCCUCCCUAAGCACAUCUCCGAGCACACUAUAACGUCAGCUGUUGCCGACGACAAAGAUGUAGACGGCUUCGGCAUCACGAGCAUUGGCGAGCUGGCCAAGCGUGGCGGCCGUCCGCUCUUCACACCGUGCACACCCAAGGGCGUCAUGGUUCUCCUCAAGGAGGCCGGUGUUGACUUGAAGGGAAAGAAUGCGGUCGUGUUGGGAAGGAGUGAUAUUGUCGGCAGUCCCGUCAGCUAUCUUCUGAAGAACGCCGAUGCAACCGUCACAGUAUGCCACUCCAAGACGGUCAAUCUUCCCGAGAUCGUCAAACAAGCGGACGUUGUGGUGGCAGCUAUCGGCCAUCCUGCCUUUGUCAAGGGUGACUGGAUCAAACCCGGUGCAGUGGUCAUCGAUGUCGGCACGAACUACAUCCCCGAUGCAAGCAAAAAGUCGGGCCAGAGACUCGUUGGCGACGUCGAGUUUGAGGCCGCAGCAGAGGUCGCCUCACAGAUCACGCCUGUGCCUGGAGGUGUAGGACCAAUGACUGUCGCCAUGCUCCUGCAGAAUGUCGUCGAUUCUGCAGAUGCUGCAUUUGAGAGGCUAAAAACGAGGCGUAUCCACCCCUUGCCGCUUAAGCUGCAAGGUCCAGUCCCGUCAGAUAUUGCUGUCUCGCGAAGCCAACACCCUAAACCUAUCACGUCUGUGGCUUCGGAGGUUGGGAUCCUCCCUCACGAGCUGGAACAAUAUGGUGCCACCAAGGCCAAGGUUGAUCUGAAACUUCUAAAGAGAUUAGAACACCGCCGAAAUGGCCGGUACAUUCUGAUCGCAGGCAUAACUCCCACUCCACUCGGUGAAGGUAAAUCGACGACGACUGUGGGUCUGGCGCAAGCCCUGGGCGCUCAUCUUGGAAAGAUCUGCUUCGCAAAUGUGAGGCAACCCAGUAUGGGCCCGACCUUUGGCAUCAAAGGUGGCGCUGCAGGUGGUGGUUACAGUCAGGUCAUCCCCAUGGAUGAGUUCAACCUGCAUCUCACUGGCGAUAUUCAUGCCAUCACGGCCGCAAAUAACUUGCUCGCCGCUGCCAUCGAAACACGCAUGUUUCACGAAAACACACAGAAGGAUGGCGCGCUCUACCGAAGGUUGGUGCCAGAAAAGAAGGGAAAGAGGGAAUUUGCCCCCAUUAUGUUUCGCCGCUUGAAGAAACUAGGAAUAGACAAAACAGACCCCAACGAACUCACUGAAGAUGAGAUCCGCCGAUUUGCGAGACUAGAUAUCGACCCGGAUACCAUCACAUGGCGCCGCGUGCUUGACGUGAACGAUCGCCAUCUGCGCCAGAUCACGGUCGGAAGAGCGCCGACCGAGAAGGGCCACACUCGUGAAACCGGCUUCGAUAUCUCUGUCGCAAGCGAGUGCAUGGCCAUUCUCGCACUCAGCAACGAUCUUGCAGAUCUGCGUGAGCGGUUAGGCCGCAUGGUAGUUGCCAGUUCGCGCAGCGGGGAUCCCGUGACAUGCGACGAUAUUGGCGCAGGUGGCGCGUUGACCGCGCUACUCAAAGAUGCCAUCAAACCGAACCUGAUGCAGACUCUGGAGGGAACCCCUGUUUUCGUCCACGCAGGCCCCUUCGCGAACAUUAGUAUUGGAGCGUCGUCGGUCCUAGCGGAUAAGUUGGCCCUCAAGUUGGCGGGCACGGAACCCGACGAGGACCAUGACGAAAAGACAGGAUAUGUCGUCACCGAAGCCGGCUUUGACUUUACAAUGGGCGGAGAGCGCUUCUUCAACAUCAAGUGCCGCUCCUCCGGCCUUGUUCCCGACACGGUCGUCAUCGUCGCAACUGUACGCGCGUUGAAGGUGCACGGCGGCGGCCCAGAUAUUGCGCCUGGUGCGCAGCUGCAAGAAGUCUACCGAACCGAGAAUAUCGACCUCCUCCGAAAAGGCUGUGUCAAUCUGAAGAAGCACAUCCAGAACGCGAAACAGUUCGGCGUGCCUGUUGUCGUGGCCAUCAACCGCUUCUCAACCGACACGCAGGCCGAGAUCGACGUAAUCAAGGAGGAGGCACUCGCUGCUGGUGCAGAAGAUGCCAUCCCAGCCAACCACUGGGCCGAAGGCGGCAAAGGUGCUGUGGACCUGGCCAAGGGGGUCAUCGCCGCAAGUGCCAAGCCCAAGCCCGACUUCAAACUUCUGUACGAAUUGGACGGGACUGUACAGGACCGUAUCGAGAAGAUUGGCAAGGUCAUGUACGGCGCAGACAAGGUCGAGUUUUCCGCCCUUGCCCAGAAGAAAGUGGAUACGUAUGUCAAGCAGGGUUUCGGGAAUCUGCCUAUCUGCGUCGCAAAGACUCAAUACUCUCUCAGCCACGAUCCGGCAUUGAAGGGUGCGCCGACGGGGUUCACGGUCCCCAUUCGCGACGUGAGAAUGGCGGCCGGCGCUGGCUACUUGUAUGCUCUAGCGGCGGACAUUCAGACCAUCCCUGGUCUACCCACCGCCCCGGGAUAUCUCCAUGUCGAUGUGGACACCGAAACUGGCGAGAUUGACGGUUUAUUCUAGACGUCACCCUGUUGGGUGCACUACGGCGUUGUUGGGAUUCAUGCAGAUGGCAGUUUCGACUCCCCGACUUAGAGGUUCAUUCAACAUUCGACAAGCAUGGCGAAAUGGUAUUUUUCAACAUUGGCGAAGUCACACUUCGGAGCUCUGCUUAGAGAGAUCAUCCCGAUUCUAUAUUUCACAUAGAGAUUUCCAACUUCAGGCAGCGAAUCAGCAUUUGUUAGAGCGGG